This is a messenger RNA of Lodderomyces oxycetoniae, 1665 nucleotides long. RefSeq names its product bifunctional fructose-2,6-bisphosphate 2-phosphatase/6-phosphofructo-2-kinase. Gene Ontology annotation, cellular component: cytosol. Gene Ontology annotation, molecular function: fructose-2,6-bisphosphate 2-phosphatase activity; 6-phosphofructo-2-kinase activity; ATP binding. The transcript has a single exon. The record is from RefSeq and is a predicted model, not a curated record. The coding region runs from base 1 to 1665 and encodes 554 amino acids. NCBI's taxonomy places the organism in Eukaryota, Fungi, Ascomycota, Pichiomycetes, Serinales, Debaryomycetaceae. Gene Ontology annotation, biological process: fructose metabolic process; fructose 2,6-bisphosphate metabolic process.
AUGUCUGUUGAGAAUGCCGUCACUGACGAAGAGAGUGAAUUAUAUAAUGGAUUUGGAUCCCAACCAAUAUCCAGAAACCAAAUGAGAACAAGGAAAAGAUGGUCAUUUCAUAACAGCACACGGCCCAACUUAGUUGAUAUGCCGCUGGAAGCUUCGGCGGUUGGUACGCCAAGAAGAUUGAGUGAUAUCACGGGGAUAGAUGGAGUCCAUAAGCAAAUUGAUCCUUUAAACGAGCUUGGAGGCGCGCAAUUGUACUCGACCGAAUCAGGUAGGUUGUUUCACGCAGGAAAAAUAAUCAUUGUGCUUGCAGGGUUGCCCGGAAGAGGCAAGACCCACUUAUCGGUCUCGCUCACUAGGUAUUUGAGAUGGUUAGGUGUCAAGACACACUCUUUCCACUUGGGGGACUAUAGACGAGCUAGCGCAGAAGACAAUUUGACUCACGAUUUGUUCGUUCCUACACCCAAGAGCCAAAAAGCACAUGCUUUGAGGGAAAAAGUGGUGAAUGAGUGUUUAAACGAUAUCUUGAGUUUCUUCAAGAACGAUAAGGGCCAAGUUGCAAUAUAUGAUGCAGUGAAUGCAAUUCCUGAAUUCCGAUUACAGCUUCACAAUAAAUUUUCCAAGUUGAUGAUACAAGUCAUUUUCAUUGAAAGUCUUGUAACAGAUGACACAAUAGUAAUGAAAAACAUAAAGGAGGCAGCAAAAUCCUCUCCAGACUAUCACAACUGGGAUUAUGAGCAAGCAUACAAGGACUAUAGUGAAAGAAUUCAGGCGUUAGCACCAUUUUAUAAAGAAAUGGGGUUUAACGAUGACGAAAAAGAUUUGUCCUACAUUAAGUUCAUCAAUUUUGGCGAAAGAAUUGAGCUUCACAAUUCCAACUAUGGUUAUUUGAUCAACAAAGUCGUUUUUUAUUUAAUGAAUGGAAGUAUAAAAUCCGGAUCGGUUUUCCUUGCUCGUUGUUACAAGAACUCCUUGGAUUACAACUGCGACCCGCCAUUGGACGGAGAAGGUGAAAAAUAUGCCAAAAACUUGACAGAAACGUUGAUUGAACAUUUAAAGCUGGAGGGUAAAAACUACAUAGACACAAAUGAAGAGCUGAAUCAAGCAGACGCUUCUUCUUCUUCUUCUUCUUCUCGGAAACGAGAGGUUUCUGUGGAAGAAAGACAGCCGGCAUUGGGGAUUGAUGGUGUGCACGACGACUCUUUAGUUAUAUGGACAUCUGUCAAGAAAAGAACAGUUGAGUCAACAAAAUUCCUUAACUCUGAAAACAUUAGUAUCAGAAAUCGGAUCCAGUUAUCACAGAAAAACCCGGGUGUGGUGGGGACGCUAACAGAAGAAGAAAUUGCAAAACAAUAUCCUGACGAGUAUGCACAAUAUUUAAAAGACCCAUACCACUAUAGGUUUUCGCGUGCCGAGUCGUAUCACGAUCUAGCUAUAAAGAUUGAGCCGUUAAUCUUAGAGAUGGAACGAAUGAGUGGCGACAUUUUGAUUAUUGCCGAUGACACUGUUCUCAAGGUUUUUUAUGGUUACUUGAUGUCCUGUUCGUGUUACGAUAUUCCAUCAUUGAAUUUCAAGACUGAUGAAAUCAUAGAGAUUAAAUUCAAUGCUUACUCAAAUUCAGCAAAAAGGAUCAAGAUUAAAGACUUUAGCAUUAGCGGGAGUGUCUAA